ACGUCUGUCGAUAUCCUUUGUCUAAGAUCUGGAAGGGCAGCUCCAAUUAAAUGGAAAACCCAGACGACAACCAUUGCCAUACCACCGGCAAUGGGAGCAGUGUUGCUUUCCAACAUGAAAACCAGAAACAUCUCUCUCCAAAUUCACAAUCUGAAUCCGACGUCGUCCAGUGCUCCCGAGAUGUUGUGGCCAGAGGGCUGUCUUCGACGCUCGCCACUGUGAUCCGGGACUUCGACUCCAGAGCUCAGGACACUCUCAGAAGCCAGGACCAGCUCUCCUCCGCCCUCGAUCGUCUUACCCGAGAACUUGAUCAAUUGUUAGAAGAUGCACCUUUGCCAUUCAUCAUGCAGCAUGCUGCCAAGAUUUUGGGUGUUAGAAAGAGAGUCUCUUCAUUGAAUUCAAUUUUAAAAUCCAUACAGCAUCGAGUUGAUAAUAUAGACCGACUGCUAUCUGUGGGCAUGCUACAUGAGAAGAUGGCCACCGAAAGUUCUGGACAACAUUAGGGUAUGUCAUGUACAUGUGCUUGGAAUUUUCGUACAUGUUCCAUUUUAAUUUUUUUUAAAAUUUUUAAAUUUUUCCUUUUUUCUUUUACUCGCAUUCUGUAGUUUUUCAGUUGUAACAGUGAUUGCAAGAUUAUGAAUCAAGAUUUUUCCCUAACAAGUGCAAACAAAGGUUGUUGGACAAAUAUUUGCUUUG
This is a messenger RNA of Alnus glutinosa, 696 nucleotides long. RefSeq lists its product as uncharacterized. The record is from RefSeq and is a predicted model, not a curated record. Gene Ontology annotation, cellular component: BORC complex; BLOC-1 complex; synaptic vesicle. Gene Ontology annotation, biological process: regulation of synaptic vesicle exocytosis; lysosome organization; endosome to lysosome transport. Bases 51 to 503 code for a protein of 150 amino acids. Lineage: Eukaryota; Viridiplantae; Streptophyta; Magnoliopsida; Fagales; Betulaceae. The transcript is spliced from 3 exons. Gene Ontology annotation, molecular function: SNARE binding.